Oreochromis aureus is the source of this 2158-nucleotide messenger RNA. RefSeq names its product platelet-derived growth factor receptor-like (gene pdgfrl). The transcript has 6 exons. Lineage: Eukaryota; Metazoa; Chordata; Actinopteri; Cichliformes; Cichlidae. Bases 194 to 1291 code for a protein of 365 amino acids. The record is from RefSeq and is a predicted model, not a curated record.
AGAGGAGCUCUGAAGUUAUUUUCCCUCUUCCGUUCAGUCUGUGAGGAGGAUGGAGCUGGAAAUCUAAAUAGGGCAGCUGGAGCCUGCAAAUUUCCAGCCAAGCUCCAAGCCUGACUUUCUUUACCCGCUUCACCCCUUCAUCGAAUCCCCCCGAUCUCUCUCCUGAACUUGCAGAUUCCUCGACCCUCUGACCAUGAACCUCUGGGCUGUGCUUUGCUUGACUCUGCUCGUGGUAGAGCUCCAAAAUGGUUCCUGCCAGCAGGUCAAGCGAAGAAAAGACAUCGGAGAGAACCGCAUCCGGCCAGGUGGGAAACGGGUAAAGGUGUGGCCUACGCUGAAAGACGGACGAGGCAGAGGCCAUUCCCUCCUGACGCAGGUGUUGGAUAAAGGCCGCUUCCUCCGCCUGGGCCAGAGCACCAUUUUGACUCCUGGGACAAACAUGGAGCUGCGCUGCAAAGGCAGCAAAAUCGGAUGGUCUUACCCGACUUACCUGGAUACUUUCAAUAACUCACGCCUCAGCAUCAAGCAAAGCGACAAGUACAGUCAACUGAUCCUGACGUCGCCCUCUGCUGCCGACACGGGGGCCUACAGCUGCUGGGUGAUAGUAUGUGAUGGCACAGAGUGUGAGAAGGACCACGAUCGCGCCUACGUCUCAUACAUCUAUUUCAAAGACAAAGACAACCUCUUCGUUCCAUCCACCAUGCACUUUGAGAUUGUGUAUCUGCGCCCAGACCAGCCUGCCGUGGUGCCCUGCCGUGUGACCGAGCCACAGGCCAAGACGUCCCUGCACAGAGAGGUCCCCCCAGUGGAAAUCACAGCAAAUAUGACCCAGAUGGCAUAUGAUCCCACCAAGGGCUUCAUCCUGCAAAACCCGAGGCCAGAGCACCAGGGAGUCUUCUACUGCAAGGCUGAGACAAUGGACACCCCUCAGAUCUCCACAAAGUACCAGCUGCUUUAUGUGGAGGUUCCCAGUGGGCCACCGUUUGUGAGCCUUGAAGCCUCUCCAGACUCUGUGAGAGGAGGCGACAACGUCAAUGUAACCUGCACAGUGCUGGGAGAGCCAGACGUGGACGUGAGCUUCACUUGGACUUAUCCUGGUCAGGGCUCCCGCCCCGUUCACAUCCAGACUUCCUGGAGGCUGGUUAACAGAGGUAUGGGCUACACCACGCGCGUCACCCAGAGCAUCCUGACGGUAGAGGACAUGGAAACCAUUGACUUUGGAGAAUACAUGUGUAAAGCCAAGAGCCAGCAUGGCGAGACAAUCGUGGCGACCACCAUCAUCUCCAAAUAGCCCCAAACAACCCCACCUGCUGGCUCCAUCUGAUAUUUAAGAUUUGACACAUUGGUGUGCCUUUUUUAUCUACGAAACACAUGAAAUCAGCAUGUAUAUAAAUAAAAAUACAUUUUUGCCAAGUUGAAAAGUUCAUGUCAUUAAAAGCAAGCUAUGGACAACAGUCAGUCACAUACAUCUAUUAAAAAAAAUAUUUAGAGGUGUCAUUUUGCAGCACAACAGUGAGCCUAAGCAUGCAAAUACCUGAAAUCCAAAGAACAGUAAAUAGCCAAUCACCACACUCCAAACUACUCAAGAUCUCAGGAACAUCACAUAAAAGAAAAGUUGUUUUAUAACGUGUGUCAUGUGAUCCCAGAAGUCAGCAAAACUGGAAAACACAAUUUUCUUAACUUCAGAAUAACAUAAUAAAUGAAGGUAAUAGCACAAGCUCUGGUGGGAGGAGUCAGAAUCAUUUGGGGCUGUCAUGACGACACCACAUGGCUGCUGUCACUUCUGGCAGGGGGCUGUGUUGGACACCAAAUCAAACAUCCCUGACUAAUCAGAGUUAGCCUUCAUGCUACAUUUAAACAGAGUAAUGAAGUUGGAAGAAAAACACAGGAGAGUGGCAGGAGUCAGAGUCCCGCUCUGUCUGAGAAGGAGCUGUGUGCCAGGCGGGCGUCUUAAUGUGCUCCGUAUGUGGAAUGUGAUCUGAGGGCUGCAGCUUAUUUUGAUCCAGUGCAACACUUGCUGAUAUCUCCACUUUGCUGAAAAGUUACUAGUGGUUAGGAUUUUGAAAUAUACUUUGGAUUAGGAUUAUGAAAUGAACGUUUGUGGUUUAGCAUUUCAGUCAACUAAAGUGAGGGAAAUUUGGCAUUUAAAGAUAACAAA